CGUGGAGCUGUAAGAUGGCGGCCCGCUGGGGGACAGGCGAGGAGAUGUUAACAGCCUGUAAAAUGGAAUAUUUCUCAACAUCAGCACUCGAAGACGUGGAUUUACUCCAGGAGGGUCCAUGUGGUCUGCAGCACAAUGGAUUGGACAACGGUGAUGCAUUUGGCUGCUUGCAAUCAUCCAUUCUAUCCAUCUUUGAUGGUUCCCCAACUGGGCUGAUUAAAAGUGGUGCUGAUGAUGAAAAUGAGGCAACACUGCUUACAGCUCUUACUGAAAUACUUGAUAAUGUGGAUGACGAGAACCUGUCUCCUUUUGACACGCUACCUGACGUGGAGCUUUUGCAGGGAGAGAAGGACAAUGAGCACUUAUCUAUUGAUGAUGACAAUGCUGAUUUCCCUGAGCUUAUAGAAGGUUUGGAUGUAUCCUCUGAAUUGGACUGGUGCCUUCCCAUUUCUUUGGAGCAAGAUGGAGAGACGGUGUCUGUUACUCUCAGUGAUCUGGUCAAACACAUGAACCCAUACACCAUGACUCUGUGUGUAGAGGGUGAGGAGCAGCUCCUGCCUGAAGGAGGAAUCAUUUUAGAAGUGAUGGAUAAGGGAGAACAUGGAGAACCCAUCCUGUCCAUCCCAGAUCUGAGCUUUCCCCUUUCUCUGUCUAGUGCAGAAGGGGAACAGUGUGUCCCAGAGAGCAGCCCAGAAAAGGUUGAGUUUGAAGGCAAACGAGCAGAGGCGACUCCUUCUUCUGAAGUGUCACCUGUCAAGGAAAACCGAGAUACUGAUGUAAACAAACAACCAAAAAAUGAAUCUUCUAAAAGAUUAUCCUCAAAAAGAAAAAAGAAACGAAAAACUGAGGCCCACCCUGCUGAAAAAAGAGUUUUAAGAAGUGAGGCAUCUAAAAAGGUUGAAGAAUCUGGCAAGGAACCUGAGGAUGAGCAGAAGAAGAUGAAAAAUGUUUCAUUUUCAUCUGCCUGUGCUUUAAAUGAAGUGUGUCAAACUGCUAAUUUAUCAGAGGACAAGGCGCCUGAGGUACAGGCCCCGGUGGCAAGUCUAUCUUCCAGCCUGACACCUCACACCACAUCUGAUCAAGCUGCUGUUGAAUCAAAACCAUCGCCUGUACCAGAGGAUAAAGUCUCAUCAGGUGCAUUACCUGAAACACCUGUAGAAAUUGAUGAUUCUUGUAAAGAAGAGCAUUCAGCCAGUCAGUCAAGUGAGCCUAAAACAAAAUCACUUAGUUUACAACAGUACCGCCUUCUUCGCCAGCAGAAGAAACCGACUCCUCUUGAUAAACCAGAGAGUAGCACUAAAUGGCCUACGUUACCUGAAGCACCAAAGGAACUUCCUCCAAUCCCCUACCUGCCUGACCCCAGCCCCAAAGACCCACGCCAUGCUGGCCCCAAGCAGGAGCCUGCCCCUGAAAUCAUGCCAGCCUGGCAGCCAAGGGGUCCUGGAGCACCUCCAACUCCUGAAGCCUUGUUGGUUCCACCAGCAUCCCUGUUGGCCUCUAGAAAACCUGCAUGUUCUAAACCAGUUUCUUCUAUUCCACCCUCUAAACCUGCAGAAAAUGUAGCCACUUCCACAAGCCCCUCAACUUUGCCAACCCCUCAGAAACUACCUACUCCAACCGAUGUGCCACUGAACACUAUUUCCAAAGAAAAUCAUGCUGCUAAGCCUCUUCCAGCUGAAAGUACUGUAUCACUGCCAGUGGCCGCUACAAAUGCAGCUCCUCAGAACCUGCCCCCAGCUGAGAUGGUGAAAUGUUUACAAAAUACUCCUUCUGUGUCUAAGGUAACGACAGCCUUUUUUAAAAAUAAGGAGGUCUCAAAGCCUCAGAAUGUAUCCGCACCUGCCACUGUAACCACUACAACUGUUCAGAAAAUUAAAGCUGCUUUAAAUACAUUAAAUGCUGCUAUGCCCCUGAGGAAAGUACUUGAACAGAAUGUGGCAGUUUUGGUGCCUGAACUAGCAAAGGCCAUCCAUACAACUAAUACAAACAGGCCUCCUGUAAGCUCCCAACGUCACGUUGCACCAAUAGCUGCUCAGCCUUUUUCAUCCGCUCCAGUUCAGGCCAGAAUUAUGAAGCUGGCAGAACAAAUGAGAAAGGCAUCUACUCAAGUUGUGGGUAAACCCAAGAGCCCCACGGAAAAGCUUAUCGAGUCCUUUACCAGUGAAAUUGGUAUUGAAGCUGCUGAUCUUGCCAGCCUUUUGGAGCAGUUCGAAGAGGCUCAGCCCAAGAAGCAGAGUGUGCUGGAGGUCUGUGGUAGAGCAGCUGCUGUAGGAAACUCCAGUGUGGAGCAGCAGGCAGAAAACAAUGGUUUCAAGAAAGUUGCCAGUCCAGAUUUGGCCAGCACUGCAGGUCUUACUCCACCUGCCACACCCCCUCAUCAAAUGUGGAAGCCCUUGGCACCAGUGGCAUUAUUAGGAAAACAGGCUAAGUCUGAAUCAGCCAAACCAUCUCCAACUAAAACCAUUCAAAUAGACCCACUGCCUUUACCUGCAAACAAGCUGCAAAGCAAGCCUCAGACUUGUUUUACCCCUGGACAGGUUCAGCCAGUUGCCCUUGACCACGAUUACUGCUUUGUUCCCAAAGAACCCACCCAGAACGAAAUGGGCAAUCGCUGGAAUGCCAAACAGCAACCUAGCAUCAUCAUCAAGUCUGUUGUGCCGCCCAAUAACUGCAAGGCAUCCCAGCAGAGUGUCUCUGAGCUUCCUUCAAUUACUGAAAACAGCCUUCUGAAAAAUGAUAAAUCUCAGCAGUCUGUAUGUAAGAGUCAGUCGGAGAGGCAGCCACAGACCAGUACAGGCUUGGUGACUCCAGAUGCUUCUCCUGAUAGACUGAAUUCUAAAAGAUUGCAAGGAUACUCUGAACGCUCCCCCAGCCCAUAUAACCACAAGAGAGGUCGCUCUCAGAGAAAAUACAGAACACGGUUACCUAGCCCAUCUGGAUCCACAUCCAGCAGCUCCAGAUCACGCUCACCACCCAGGAAAAGGUAUAGAUCCCGCAGUACUUCUAGGUCUCCUUCUCGAUAUGACUCUCGUUCAUGGUCCCGCUCUAGCUCCCGGUCCUCCUCUCCUCGACAACGUCGAUACUCCUAUUCCAGCUCACGCUCCUGGAGUCGGAGCCGGUCACGAUCUAUGUCCCGUUCCCAGUCUCCUGCUCGCAGGCCUCGGCACCGGGACACACAUGACAGUCCAAGCUGGAGAACCAGCUACUGCUAUGAAUCCAGAUGUAAUAACGAAGAAAACAGAAAACACAAGGACAAGGCAAUUGAGGAGCGCAGAGUUGUUUACAUUGGCCGUAUUCAUGGAGGCAUGACUCGUAAGGAGCUGAGGGAGCGUUUCUCAUGCUUUGGAGAGAUUGAGGAAUGCACAGUGCACUUUAGAGAGCAUGGGGACAACUAUGGCUUUGUCACAUACUAUAACACAAGGGAUGCAUUUAAUGCAAUUGAGAAUGGAGGCAGACUGAGGCAACUGAAUGAGCUACCAUUUGAUCUUUGCUUUGGAGGCAGGAGACAGUUCUGCAAGACUAGUUAUGCUGAUCUAGAUUCAAAUCGAGAUUUUGAUCCUCUGAAGGCCAGGUUUGAUGCACUAGACUUCGACACUUUACUUAAGCAAGCUCAGAAGAACCUAAAGCGGUAACAACGAUUCCAGCCAAGAGAAGAUUUAGGACAACAGAGAAGUGAUCAUGAAUUACCUCAGUGCUACGCACAAACUUUCCAUUGAUGCCAAUCACUUAUUAAUUUUUGUUUGUGUGGGUUUUUUUUUGUUUUUUUUUUCCUGUUUGUGGUUUUGUUUCUGCAAGCUUACACCUUCUAUUGAAGUGAAGAUUUGUAUGGAAAAUUAAAAGAGGAAAAAAAUAGAAUAUGCUGAAACUAUGUAAUGAAAAAAUGAAAAAUAAGGAUUUUUAAAGGAAGAAUUUAUUUAAAUGUUAAAUUUAAAAUGUAUGGAAAUACAUUGAAAGAACUUGAGAAAUUAAGUUGAGCAUGCUAAAUGCUGAAGGGAUAGAUCUACAUUGCUGAAAAUGUAUUUCAACCUAAAUAAACCCUUAAAAGAUCUUAAAAGAG
Molecule: messenger RNA, 4057 nt
Organism: Trichomycterus rosablanca
Lineage: Eukaryota; Metazoa; Chordata; Actinopteri; Siluriformes; Trichomycteridae
Gene: pprc1
Product: PPARG related coactivator 1
Exons: 13
Coding region: 15-3632 (1205 amino acids)
Biological process (GO): positive regulation of transcription by RNA polymerase II
Cellular component (GO): nucleus
Molecular function (GO): transcription factor binding; RNA binding
Source: RefSeq, a predicted model, not a curated record